AUGGCGAUGUAUUCUAAAUCAACGAUAGAAACAGCUCAGAUGCUUUAUUACCAUACGGCGCGUAGCACGGAAUAAGAGGCAGCGUUUCUUGAAGAACGUGGAAAUGAAUCGCUUUUAUGUGUCACACGCUUGCUGGUCUUUCAAAAAUAUAAAUGCUUCAUUUUCCAGUUAAUUUUCCAACAAGGUUACCGGAGAAGAUGCCUUCGGUGGCUAUUCUGUUGCUCGUUUUAACUUUAUUUUCGAAUUCAAAAGCCGAUCAAGAUUUCGAUGUUCGUCAACACCUCUCUACUGUGACAAGAUAUGGUGCAGUGAAAGAUAUUGUUGACAAUUCCUUCGUACCCUCUGAUUUUCCUGUUGGAUGUACUCCUAUCCACUUAAAUCUUGUGGCAAGACAUGGAACUCGUUCUCCUACUAAGAAGCGUAUGAGAGAGUUGGAAAAGUUGGCUUCUCAUAUACAGGAACGUCUAAAAGAUGCUAAAGAAAAGAAUUUGUCCCUACUGAAAGUCCCUGCGUGGUUACUGAAAUGGGAAUCUCCCUGGAAAGGAAAAUUGAAGGGUGGAGAAUUGGAUAGCAAAGGAGAGGAGGAAUUGUAUCAGCUUGGAAUCAGGGUUAGGGAAAGAUUUCCUGAUAUAUUUAAUGAGGAAUACCACCCUGAUGUGUAUCCCAUAAAGACUACGCAGGUACCUCGGGCUUCUGCUAGUGCUGUGGCAUUUGGCAUGGGACUAUUUAGUGGCAAAGGAAGUCUAGGGCCAGGGCGUUAUCGAGCUUUUGCUGUUACAAGUGAAAGUCGUGCAAGUGACAUAAUCCUGAGGUUUUUUGAUUGUUGUCAAACCUAUAAGGACUUUAGGAAAAACCAAGAGCCUGCUGUUGAUAAGCUGAAAGAACCAAUCCUUGCUGAGAUUACCUGUGCAUUAGCAAAGCGGUAUGAGUUCAAUUUCACAAGACAGGAUAUAUCCUCUCUCUGGUUUCUGUGCAAACAGGAAACGUCCUUGUUGGAUAUAACUGAUCAAGCUUGCAAUCUUUUCAGUCCCAAUGAGGUUGCUUUGCUUGAGUGGACGGAUGAUUUAGAGGUGUUUAUGUUGAAGGGCUACGGUGAAUCCUUAAAUUAUAGAAUGGGAGUGCCUUUGCUGAAAGAUGUCGUGCAAUCCAUGGACCAAGCUAUCAAGGCUAAAGAAGAUAACCAAGCUCCUGGCAGUUAUGAGAAGGCAAGACUGCGUUUUGCACAUGCAGAAACUGUGGUUCCUUUUUCAUGCUUGCUUGGGCUUUUCCUUGAAGGAUCUGAUUUCCAGCGAAUACAAAGGGAGGAGCCUUUGGGUCUCCCUUCUAAGCCUCCUCAUAAAAGAAAUUGGAGAGGGAGCAUUGUGGCACCUUUUGCUGGGAAUAAUAUGCUAGUCUUAUACAGCUGUCCCACUAAUUCUUCAAGCAAAUACUUCAUGCAAGUCCUACACAAUGAGCAUCCGAUCCCAAUGCCUGGUUGUGAUGGUACUGAUUUCUGUCCAUUCGAAGUUUUCAAGGACAGAAUUGUGCAUCCUCAUUUAAAGCACGAUUACAACACCCUUUGCAAUGUCAAUCUUGAUCAGCCAAAGCAGAAGCCUGAAACCAGUAAGUUGUCGCAACUGUUCCGAUGGCUCUUUUGGCCAGGGAACAAUGAUUCACCAUCCCACACAGUUGAAUUGUAGUUUGCUAAUCAAUAAACAAAAAAAGGUGUAAUUCUUACUCUUUUUUCCUUGUUGCCACUCCAUUCUUAGUGUGAUUUUCAGCUACGGCGACAACUACUGUAGCAGAGUUUCAUUCUAGAUUGACUCCAUUGCUAACACAAAACCAAUUUUGCUGCAACAAGAUUUCUUGGUAUGAUGGUUUUUUCUGAUUGAAGGGUUCAUGUAGGAGUCGUCAGAUUCUCAACAUUAUAGUAUCUUUUUUUCUCAACAUUAUGCUACUGAUUUGCAACAAAAACUGAACACUUCAAUCAUAAGUUAUGAUACAUUGGUGAAUAAAUAUCUACAUUUUGUACAUGUUGCAGUAACUUUAUUUUAGUUUCUUGAGGAGGUUCAAGGCUUCAUGUAUUGGUAUGGUGGAGGAAUUAUUUUUCUCCCUUCACAUCCUGUGUCAAGCAAGAAAAGAAAAUAUAAUACUCGAAAGAAAUGCUUAGUCUAACAUUCUUAUUAGGGCUGUAAUCAAGUCGAGUUGAUAAAGUAAAAAGUUCAAAUUCAAGUUCAAGCUCAAUUUAAAAUUCGUUGCUCUCGAUUUGAGCUUGAUUUAGUUUUAAAUUUCAAGUUUGAACUUGAGAUAAAAGUUGAUUAACCCUAGUUCAUUCUAUUAGGUUCGUUUAUUAAAUAAAAAACGAGUUAGAUUUUCAUGUUCAACUUUAAAUUUGA
Molecule: messenger RNA, 2375 nt
Organism: Durio zibethinus
Lineage: Eukaryota; Viridiplantae; Streptophyta; Magnoliopsida; Malvales; Malvaceae
Molecular function (GO): acid phosphatase activity; inositol phosphate phosphatase activity
Source: RefSeq, a predicted model, not a curated record